CUCUCUCUCUGCCGAGCUCACUGCCGUCCUCUCUCCCUCCUCCACUCGCCUCUUUUCAGUUCCCUGCCCUCGACUCCCUCUGUGUUUUCAUCCACGACUCGUCCCGUGGAUUUCUCCCCCGACCUCCUCCCCCACCGUCUCUCUGGGCAACCUUCACAGAGCGGUGUCGUCGUGACUCGCCGUCUGCCACUGCAUGGGAAGGAGAGAGCAGGAGGAAGAAGAGAAAGAAGCUGAGAGAGACCAAUCGAUUUACUCUGGUACAUAGGAUAGAGAGACACUGGACGAGGAGAGGCAGUUGCAGUGAUUUUCCUACUCAUUUUGGUUUUAAAAGGAGAUUUUCUUUUACUUUUACGGGAGUCUUCUACUGCAUUUGAUUCACGUCCCCCACUCCAGGAGGUGAAAUCUCCACGAAGGGACAGCUGGUGCAGUUUUUGAGACGGGACUCUUCUUCCCUCACCCCCUUCUGCCAACAUUUAGGACUUUGGAGGAGGACCCAGUUUGUCUGAGAAGUUCAAUGUUUACCAGAUAACUAAUCCCCAUUCUGAAUGAUAAUGCUGGACACCAGCAAUUGCCUGUCCUUCGAUCUCUCCCCCCUGGACUCUCCUCCAAUGGGAGACGAGAUGGAGAAGGCAGGACAGAAGACGGAUCAUGACCGACAGGUCUAUUACAGCUUGAAAGAAGUCCUCCAGCUCAAGCUCCAGCAGAGACGCACACGUGAGGAACUGGUCAGCCAAGGGAUCAUGCCACCACUGAAGAGCCCGGCAGCCUUUCACGAACAGCGGAGGAGUCUGGAGCGAGCAAGGACUGAGGACUAUCUGAAGAGGAAGAUCCGGUGUCGUCCUGAGCGCUCUGAGCUGGUCAGGAUGCACAUUCUGGAAGAACUAAACGAAUCAUCAUCGAUGAAUGCAUGUCGUCCUUCUGUUUACUCCACAGAGACGUCGGCAGAGCCGUCUCUGCAGGCAAAGCAGCUGCAACUGAAGCGAGCGCGACUGGCCGACGACCUCAACGACAAGAUCUCCCACAGACCAGGUCCAAUCGAACUGGUUCACAAGAACAUCCUGUCUGUCAGCCUCUCUCUGCAGCACUCACUGCUGGAUUCUCCAAAGGGAGCCGGGGGAGAGAGCUCGUCUUUAGAUGAAGACAGCAGUGAUGCUCUGUCGCCAGACCAGCUCACCAAUCACGACUCUCCCCUGAGUGCCGUCUCUCAGCUGUCCCCCUCUGAUGCACUCACCCAGAAUGGGGACAUUUCUCCCACACAGUUCUUCACUCAGCCCUCUCCUCCGCCUCCGCCUCCACCUCCACCGCCACCUCCUCUUCAGGUGAAUAGGCCUGACUCCUCCCCGCCCCCAAAAUUGACAAAUGGAACAACUUUGAUCUCUGCCAGUUCCCGAUCUUCUACUGGACAGGUCAAGCAGUCUCAUGCCAAGACGGGUUCAGAUCGUCAUCCACAAAGAUCCAAGAAAUCAAAGGACAGCAAACCCAAGAUGAAGAAGCUCAAGUACCACCAGUACAUCCCUCCAGACCAGAAGGCCGAUAAGGAGCGUCCGCCGCAGAUGGACUCGUCCUACGCCAAGCUGCUGCAUCAACAGCAGCUCUUCCUGCAGCUGCAGAUCCUCAGUCAGCAGCAGCAGCACUACAACUACCACACCAUCCUGCCCGCCCCUCCCAAGCCUCAAGCCGAGCAGCCUCCCACAACCGCCUCUAGACCUUCCCCCUCCCGCAGCGCUCCCUCGACGACCCCCUCCAAUCAGAACGCAACUCACCGUCAGAGCCAAACUGGAGUGGGAGGAGCCAAACCCGCCACUCUGCCAGCCAACCUGGAUGAGUUCAAAGUCGCCGAGUUGAAACAGGAACUGAAACUACGUGGUCUGACCGUCUCGGGCACAAAGAACGAUCUCAUCGAGAGGCUCCGCAACUACCAGGAGCAAAAUGGCGGCAACGCAGCUGUUUUGAAAAAUGGCAUGUUGCAGCCAAGCCAGCAGGGCUCUCACUCAACUAGAAUCACCAGCACAUCAUCUCCAUCCGCAACCGCCACCCCUGAUUUUCAUCCAGGAGAGGGCGGGUUCAAAUUAGAUCUAAGCUCGAUGGGUCAUGCGGUUCCUGGGAGAGUCAUGCGUUUUGGCAGCACCAGCUCCAGCCCUCCUGUUUCUCCUUCUCCGUCUGAGAGGUCGUUGGCAGGGAUGAGUCCAGAUGAGACAAGCUGUAAUGGAGACAUGUUUGGGGAGAUGGUGAGAUCUGUGAGCUCUCCCUUGACUCAACUCAACCUGCAAACAUCUCCUCAGCCCUCGUCAAAUAUCUCUCCACUUUCACAGUCUCUCUCCACGGUUAAAGAGGAGAUCCAGAGCCUAUGCAACCUUUCCAGGUCUUCAGCCAACUCGAACCAGCGUCCAGAGCCCCUGCCAGGCGCAGUUAUGGAAACAUCCUCUGUGGAUAAGGACCAGAUGCUUCAGGAGAAGGACAAACAGAUCGAGGAGUUGACCAAGAUGCUAAGGCAGAAACAGAGGCUAGUGGAGACCCUCAGGUCCCAGCUGGAGCAGGGCAAGGUAGUGGUGAAGAAGGAAGGAAGUGAAAAGAGCAAAAAAUCCCCAGAGGUUAAACUUCAAACUCUAAUAAAAGCCUCGGCCAUUCAACCCCCAACUCUCCCUAACGGCACUGUGGUGAAUGUAAAGAAGGAGGUGGAGUCGGAGGAAGAAAUGGACGGAGUAACAGAGGAGGCACAGGCAAAGAAGCUGGCCCAGCCAAUGCAGUGCUCUCAGGAGACUCUGCUCAGGCUGCAGCAGAUUCACCGGCUGCAGGUCCAACAAGCCGAGCAGCAGAAACAUCAGCUACAACAACCCAAACAGCCGCAGGGUCAGGCGCACCUGCAGAAGGUGGCAGAGUCCAAAUCGACCCUUCAAAAACAACACCAGCAAAAGAAAGAAGCUCAGAUCCUACUGCAGCAGCAGCAGCAGCUCCAGCAGCUCAUCAUCCAGCAGACCCAACAGAAGCAGCUCCUGGCCCAGCAGAAGUUAGCGCAGCAGAAGCUGGCACAGCCGAAGCCAGUGCCGCAGACCCAGCUCAAGCAACCGCAAGGGCAAGUUCAACAGAGCCAGCAGAAGAACCAAGUUCAGCUGAAGCAGGUUCAGGUGCAGAUCCAGAACCAGACGUCGGCGAACCAGAAGCCUGUAGCGAACCAAACCCCGCAGAGGAAACAGCUGAAGGCUCAUCUCAGGCAGCAGCAGAAACCACAGACGACAGCUGUCGCCACACAACAGGUGACUCCGGUUUUCAUAAACCAACAGAACGGCACUCAGAUCCAAACUCAGGCCAUUUCGUUAGACCUCCUCAAAGCCAACGGCACACCCACACUAGUCACCGACAGCAACGGCAACCACUACCUGAUUGCCCUCACCAGUCCCACCACAGACGGACAGAACGGAGUGUCCUCUCUGGCCAAGACCAACGGGCGCAUCACAUUGCAGAGAUUGCAGUCGACUCCAAGUAAACUCCCCAGCACGGACAGCCAAUCAAAAGAGCAGGCAGAGAGUGACCCUGUGAGCCGGCCAAUCAAAAAGAAGGCGGGGCUGCACCUGGACACCAAUGGUGUUCCACAGCCCAGCCUGUCGGCCACAGCUCCACCCAACCUGCAGCCUUUCUUCGACGACAUGUCCGAGAGCGAGAGCCAAAGCAGCCUAAUCUCCUCCCUCAAGGGAGAGGAGGUGUGUCCGCCUUACGACCGGCACACACUGUUCACCCCUCGCUCUCCCAAACCCAACAUCUCCCUUCCUACUCAACGCUCCAAACAGGAGAACGGUGUGAACAGUCAGCAGAUGGACGACCUGUUUGACAUCCUGCUCAAGAGCGGAGAAAUCCCCGGCUUCAAGGCCAACCCAGACCCUUCCCUCGCCCCUCUCCACUCUGACCCGCCCUCCCCUGCUUCCCCCCCAUCUCCCCUUCACCUCUCCCCUCCCACCCCUACGCCUUCCCCCCUCAUCUCCCCUCAGCCUUCGGGGGGAGAGCCCUGCACUGGCAGCGGGCGCCUGGAGGACUUCCUGGAGAGCACCACGGGCGCCCCUCUGCUGGGCGUGGAGCCCGACGGCGGCCUGACGCUGAUCGACGACCUCCACAGCCAAAUGCUGAGCACGCCCAGCAUCCUGGACCACCCUCCUUCCCCCAUGGACACAUCCGACCUGGGCUUCUCCCCCCACUCUGCAGUGUUGGACUUCGGCGACCCCACCUUGGACAGCAUGGACUGGCUGGAUAUCUCCAUGGUGGGCAGCACCAGCGGAGGGGGCAGAGGAGGAGAGGGCGGAGCUGGCGAAGGUGACGGGGGGACGAGUCUGGCCCCGCUGGCGCCGCACACUCCGCCAAGCGUCUUCUCUGCGGAUUUUCUGGACAGCACAGACCUGCAGCUGCACUGGGAGUCAUGUUUGUAGCUCCGCACACACACGGACACGCACUUUCCCACACUGUGUACAGGCUCUGUCUUUAUUUCAUGCACAUACACAAACUUCUCUACGCUGUCUCUACCACUGCAGGGGUCACUGGCACAUGCAAACACACACACACACACACACACACACUCACACACUGCCCUGUCUCUCACUGGCUGUUACUGUAUGCAGGAUGAGGUAAAAUAAGAAAGAAGCCUCGAAAUCUAAUUCUUACAAAGGUUUCGAAUUUGGUGGGCCUGAAGUGGACUGUUGGAAUUUUAAUGACUAGAUACAUCAAACUGUAAAAUCCCAUCUCAUCUGUCCUGACCUGCCUGUUAACCAGGUUAAAGGGGCUUUGUGCAAGUUUUGUUAUUGCAACAUAGCUAACAUUAGUAUUGGCAGCGAUCACUCUCAGAUUCGCCAAGAGCUUCAGCCACUCUGCAUCAACGAGACAAGAAGUCACAAGAAGCUGGUUAGCAUGCUAACUGAAGUAAGAAGAGAAGUGGUGAUGGAAACAGAAGCGACACGAGUGAACAUCAGCGCUGCUUUCCACUGAGGGAGAUAGCCGUCUGCAGUAAAGGAAUGGAGUUUGAUGCUGAACUCGUGAGGUUUCUCUCAGACUUGUGUUACAGCUGUCAAUGCUAAUAUUUGCUGUGUAUCGUAACUCUACGAUCGGCUCCUUCAAGGGGAACCAGCAGAAAACUGUAGGUCACUGUCGGUGGCGUUUACUUUUUGGCCCCUUGAGGUGGCAGAGUGUGUGUCAGUGCCUCCUUAACUUUGCACUUAUGCUGAAUCUGAUUGGUUCAAUCAGUGUGUUGCUGUUUGGGUCUGUAGCCGGACCGUAGCGCUGUGCAGCGAGGCUGAGUGAACACCGCGUAUCACAUCCAUCAGCUGAGCCGAUGACGGUGUGAAGAGAAAGGCAGCAGGUGGUGGUAACCUGGUAACCUGAACCCCGCCCACACUAGUCAAAAAAACAAAAGAACAACGACCGUCAUUGGUUGACAGUUGCUAUUGAGAUGAACCAUAUCAUUGGCAACGGUUUGAAUUGAAGCCUCAUUGGAGGUAGCGUAUUAUUGGUAACAUUAUGGUAGACCACUAUGUAUUGCUGUAUAUGGGGUGUAUAUUAUCAAUUGUUUAUAUGACUAUUUUUCUUUGCUGGUUGCUUUAGAGUCGAGCUGGCUGGCUGGGGAACAUGGGGUGAGGGCGAGGUUUCCAAAACACUUGGACCUUGGUCAUUUUUUUAAAGAAAAAAAAGUUUAAAAAAAAAACUGAAAUAAACGUACUAUAAAAAGUCCAA
Molecule: messenger RNA, 5709 nt
Organism: Scophthalmus maximus (turbot)
Lineage: Eukaryota; Metazoa; Chordata; Actinopteri; Pleuronectiformes; Scophthalmidae
Gene: mrtfab
Product: myocardin related transcription factor Ab
Exons: 18
Coding region: 546-4415 (1289 amino acids)
Biological process (GO): smooth muscle cell differentiation
Source: RefSeq, a predicted model, not a curated record